CCUCACCACAAUGGCAUUGACAAAUUCAUUGUUUGCCAAGAGGAGCUGAUGGGGCUCUUUGCCAUCUGUCCGGCCUGUUGUGAGAGGUCGGACAGUAGCAUCGUGCAGCAGGAAGGAACUUUUGUUAAGAUCAAGCAGGUCUGUGCAUCAUGUGGCUACCACCGUUUCUGGCAAAACCAGCCAAUGCUCCACAGGAACAUGCCGACCUGCAACCUCCUGUUAAGUGGGGCCAUUCAUUUCACUGGCUGUUUGGCCACCCAAACAUUAAGAAUGUUGACCCUGUUUGGCCUGCAGUGCAUCAGUGCAAGCAGUUUCUUUUGACAUCAGCGCCACUAUACCAUCCCUGUAAUCGUUCAGGCCUGGCAGAACGAUCAAGCCAAGAUUUUUAGUGAUCUACGGGCAAUGGAUGGCGGGCUAGUUCUUGCUGGUGACUGCAGGUCAGAUUCUCCUGGGCACUGCGCGAAGUAUGGGUCAUGUUCUCUGAUAGAGGACAGAGUGAACAAGGUGGUGGAUGUUCAGCUUGUUCAGAGCUCAGAGGUCCCUAACAGCUCAUGGUGUGAGCUUGAAGGGCUCAAGCGCAGUGUUGGCCUGCUGAGGGGAAUGGACCUGCAUUUGGCAACGCUGAUCACGGACCGACAUCGCCAGGUUGCCGAAUGGGUGAGAGAGGAGCUGAGUCCUGAAGGGACACGGCAUUACUUUGAUGUGUGGCACAUUGCCAAAAGUCUGGGGAAGGCAUUGGAUGCAGCUUCAAAAGAGUGUGACCAACUACGAUUGUGGAGGCCAGCUAUAGUGAAUCAUCUCUACUGGACUGCAGCCUCAACCCCAGAUGGCAACCCAGCGGUCAUGGAGGCCAAAUGGAGAAGUUUAGUCAACCACAUCCAGGACAUCCAUGACCAUGACACCCCUGCCUUCUCCAGUUGUGCCCAUGGCACUCUAGACGGGGAUCAGCGCAACAAAGAGUGGCUGGAGCCAGGCUCAUUGGCAGCAGUAAAGUUGGAGAACAUAAUCAUGAGGACAGCCUUACUGAAAGAUUUUCGACAGCUGUCUCCACAGCAUCAGACCUUCUCCCUUGAGGCUUACCACUCCCUUAUCUUGCACUUUGCGCCCAAGCACACAGGGUUUUCAUACCUUGGGAUGUAUAGCAGGCUUCUCUUAGCGGCGCUGCAUUACAAUCACAAUGCCAAUCGCGAGACAGCAUGGAGAAGUGACGGGACGGAGAAGUACUGUGUGCGGUAUCCGCGCUUCAGAAAAGGAGCCCAUGUGGUGCGUCCCAUCAAAGAGGCAGCCUCAUACGACAAAUCCAAUUAUUUAGUUGUAAGUAUUUAUUUUAGUUGUUAGUUAUCUAAUUUCCUUCUGUCCCUUUCAUCUCAUUUGGUGGUGGUUUCCUGCAUGCUGCAUGUUUUGUUUUUUCUUUGUGUGCUGUUGCUUUGUUUUUUACUUUGCACAAAAUCAUUACUUUUUCUCGUCUUUGUAAGUGGCAGUAAUUGUCUCUGUACCCCAUUCAAGGGGUCCUGCAUGCUGCAUGUCUGCUCCUCUGUCUGUGUGCUUGGAUUUUCUUUUUUGUUGUUAUUUGCAUGAAAUAUCUUGUAUGUAAUUCAAAAUAAUUUACCAAUCAUUUUACCUGUGCCUUGUCAACCUCUGUGUGCGGUGUUGUCUGGGCUCACUGUGUCUGCUUGAUGUGCUUUUGCAUGUAUCACUGCAUGUAUAUGCAUGCAUGAAAUAGUAUGGGUUUGUGUGUGAGAAAGAGAACCAUCAGCUGACCCUCAGGUAAGACCACACUACUGCAAGCCAAAGAAACAAGGUGCAAAUGUUUCGGGUCUAGCCCUUCAUCAGUGUUCCUUGUAUGUUUGUAACCAUUUUUUUUACUUUCAACCUGUGUCUUUGUCCUUGUUCAGUAAAUGUUUAAAUGUUCAGUAACCAUUACAAGCAAU
Molecule: messenger RNA, 1931 nt
Organism: Alosa alosa (allis shad)
Lineage: Eukaryota; Metazoa; Chordata; Actinopteri; Clupeiformes; Clupeidae
Exons: 10
Coding region: 403-1338 (311 amino acids)
Source: RefSeq, a predicted model, not a curated record